Elgaria multicarinata webbii is the source of this 666-nucleotide messenger RNA. It is a transcript of the gene HIGD2A, whose product is annotated as HIG1 hypoxia inducible domain family member 2A. The record is from RefSeq and is a predicted model, not a curated record. The coding region runs from base 59 to 370 and encodes 103 amino acids. Lineage: Eukaryota; Metazoa; Chordata; Lepidosauria; Squamata; Anguidae. The transcript has 2 exons. Gene Ontology annotation, biological process: mitochondrial respirasome assembly. Gene Ontology annotation, cellular component: mitochondrion.
CCAAUUAGAGGGAAGCCAUCAGUCACCUUCCUGCUCUGGGUUCCUGGCGUAAGUGACCAUGGCUCAGAGCGCUCCGCCGCCGUUUGACCCCAACCGCCCCCCUUUGAUCGAGGGGUUUACGCCAACCGUCCUCCAACACCACGAAGAGACCGUUGGAGGCAAAUUUCUCCGCAAGGCACGCGAGAAUCCACUCGUGCCCCUUGGCUGCCUUGGCACAGCAGGUGUUUUGGGCUACGGACUCAUCUGCUUCAAGAGGGGCAACAUCCGCCAAUCCCAGAUUAUGAUGCGGGCACGUAUUCUAGCUCAGGGCUUCACUGUUGCAGCCCUAGUGGUGGGUGUGGUGAUUACAGCCCUGAAACCACAGAAGUGAACAUAUUGCUGGUGUGCGGUAAUCUCUGACUAUCCUGUACCUUGCAGGGUAGGAACGAGUCCUUUUGCCCCGAGAGGGCACUCGCCUCAUCUUGCGGGAUGAUGUCUCAAUGAGACGUUGGGAGUUAUCAUCAAAUGCCGGAGGGAUCCAGAUUUUAUUUUAUAAUCUGUUAAUAUAUUGACUCAACCUUGUCACACGUGUAUACAUUUUUCUCCCUGCAUCAAUGUAGUAGCCUUGUUGUAAGGCCAGCUUUGCUGACCAGGCUGACAUCUUAGAAUAUAUGUUAGUAAACCUUA